Molecule: messenger RNA, 3323 nt
Organism: Nothoprocta perdicaria
Lineage: Eukaryota; Metazoa; Chordata; Aves; Tinamiformes; Tinamidae
Gene: ZNF384
Product: zinc finger protein 384
Exons: 8
Coding region: 527-1912 (461 amino acids)
Biological process (GO): regulation of transcription by RNA polymerase II
Cellular component (GO): nucleus
Molecular function (GO): DNA-binding transcription activator activity, RNA polymerase II-specific; RNA polymerase II cis-regulatory region sequence-specific DNA binding
Source: RefSeq, a predicted model, not a curated record
GAGUGUGUAGCCUGGCUACGUGGAAAAUAAGGGAAGCGUCUUAAAAGUCGAUCUUUAAAUACCUGCGUAUCCAACUUCAAUUGUGCCUUCCAGAAACACAGCCUCUGCCUCAGCGUGUACUUGCGUGUGCUUUUCUCUGUGUGUUUAUGGUUAAAGUGAUGACCCGCAAAGAAGUGUAAGUCCCGCGCGUUAAAUAUGUGAUUCUGUGAAGUGCUCUGAGAGCCCAGCUUGAGAUUCCCUGUCCCCCGAGAGCUCCCUGGGUCCCCCGGGGGUUUAUUUGGUGCCYGUAACUUUGCGGUGUGUACAUAGAAGGUGUUUCUGGUUUAUAUCAGGAGGGUUCGGUGACAUCUAUCUGAUACUAGACGGGUGAAUGGGAAGAAGGUCCCAUCUCCGGCCUGUGUGCGGAAGCCGGGAUGAUGAAGGCUCUGCAGUGGGAACGUGCUGUUCCCGGGGUUGAAGCUCCAGCCCGUGUGUGAUAGUUGUAGAGCGAUUGGAAAGGUUGCGUGCAGAGUUCUGGUAAACUAGGAUGGAAGAAUCUCAUUUCAACUCCUCCCCGUACUUCUGGCCAGCGGUGCCCACCGUCUCGGGACAGAUCGAGAACACCAUGUUCAUCAACAAGAUGAAGGAGCAGCUCCUGCCCACCGAGAAGGGCUGCAGCCUGGCUCCUCCGCACUACCCCGCCUUGCUCACGGUGCCCACCUCCGUGGCGCUGCCCGCUGGUAUCUCCAUGGACUCGGACACCAAGCCGGAGCAGCUGACGCCGCACAGCCAAGCCCCUGUGACUCAGAACAUCACUGUGGUACCAGUGCAGUCUGCUGGGCUCAUGACAGCAGGUCCUGGUCUGGUGAUAACCUCCCCAUCAGGUUCCCUGGUGACCACAGCCUCCUCUGCCCAAACCUUUCCCAUCUCAGCCCCCAUGAUUGUGUCUGCGCUACCCCCCGGCUCCCAGGCAGCCCUUCAGGUGGUGCCUGACCUGUCCAAGAAAGGGACAGCCACCCUCCCUGAAGGUGGUGGGGGUGGCGGGGGUGGGGGAGUUGCCCCCAAACCGCCCCGGGGCCGCAAGAAGAAACGAUUGCAGGAAUCGGGGCUGCCUGAGAUGAGCGACCCCUUUGUGCUGUCAAACGAGGAUGAUGAGGACCAGCACAAGGAUGGCAAGACAUACAGGUGCCGGAUGUGUUCGCUGACCUUCUACUCCAAGUCGGAGAUGCAGAUCCACUCCAAGUCCCACACGGAGACAAAGCCCCACAAGUGUCCUCACUGCUCCAAGAGCUUCGCCAACAGCUCCUACCUGGCCCAGCACAUUCGCAUCCACUCAGGGGCCAAGCCCUACACGUGCAGCUACUGCCAGAAGGCCUUCCGCCAGCUCUCCCACCUGCAGCAGCACACACGUAUCCACACCGGGGACCGGCCCUACAAAUGUGCUCACCCUGGGUGUGAAAAGGCUUUCACCCAGCUUUCUAACCUGCAGUCCCACAGACGGCAGCACAACAAAGACAAACCUUUCAAGUGCCACAACUGCCACCGCGCGUACACGGAUGCUGCCUCCUUGGAGGUGCACCUGGCCACRCACACGGUGAAACACGCCAAGGUCUAUACCUGCUCCAUCUGCAGCCGGGCCUACACCUCGGAGACGUACCUGAUGAAGCACAUGCGGAAACACAACAUCCCCGACCCGCAGCAGCAAGUGGUCCAGGCCCAAGCGCAGGCCUCGCAGCAGCAGCAGCAGCAGCAGCACUUCCAGCCCCAGGGCGGUGGGGCAGCAGGGGGCCCUUCUGGAGACACUAACCAACCCAACCCUCCCCCCCAGUGCUCCUUUGACCUGACUCCUUACAAGACUUCAGAGCAUCACAAGGACAUCUGCCUCACUGUCAGCACCAGCGCCAUCCAGGUGGAGCACCUCUCCAGCUCCUAGAGAGCCCUCGACCCAGGGAGCAGAAAGCCUCUUGUGCAUAGCCUGUGCCCGGGGGCACUGCGUGUGCCGCGGCCCGCCUCGUGCAGCAGUCUCCGGCCUCUCCUCCUGCAACAGCCUCUUCUGGCCGUGUAACCCUGUUCAUGGCAGCCCCUUGAAGAACAGCCUGUGUCAAGGGGUGCUCCUUCUGUGCAGCAGACUGCCUGGUAGGAGGAUGCUUCCUUGUGCAAGAGCCCCUUUCCCGUGCUGGGAUCACUUCCUCAUGCAAGAGCCCCUCCUUUCAAACCCAAAGRAAAGGCCCCUGGUUUGCCUUCUCUCUCGCUGUAGGAUGUGUCUGAAGGGGGGUGCCUGAUGAGUCACGCAUGGUGGACGGGAUGGAGAGAGGGUCCUUGCAUGUGCAGGGGCUCGGACACACGUUUUCCACAGGCCAUAGAAGAACGUGGCAGGGUUCACAGCUGGGUGGGGGCGGUUGAGGRUUUCCUGAGUGUCUAAGAGAGAAAUAUCCAUUCCUGUCCCUCCUGCCUGUGAGGGCAGGAGGCCCUGCCCCGAGGACCAGAUGGGAGAACGCGCCUCCCCACUGGAAGGGGCGGCCGGGGGCAGGGGCGGCAGGAGCUUCUCUGGACCUGAAGGUGCCUAAACUGCCCGAGGGCUCCGAGCUCCGCACUCCCAUCCCUGCCCUUGCGAGAGCAACAGAGAGGAGCCGGAGCCGGCUGCUCCCUCUCCCAGCUGCCUGAGGAGCGGGAUGGCCGRGGCGCUGUGCGAGUGUGGGGUCUGGCUCAUUGCUCUUCCGGCCCGUUGUGGAUGAUGUGCUAGCAGACCGUGCUCCUCCUCUUCUCCCUCCUUCUUCUCCCUUCCUCAAAAGAGCCUGCAGGCAUCAACAACAAACCAAAAAGCGACUGGAGGGAGGGUAAGAGACUGCCAAAAUAACCACGGCCCUUCUCUCCRCGCCCUUCCCGGAACGGCGGAGCCGCCAUCCUCAGGGUGGCACRGUGGGCUGCCCCAGGCUCCCACAGGGAAGGAGGAGGAGGAGCAGAGCAGUCUUUUCAAGGAGUGAGCAGGAGGCAGGGAAGGGCUGGCUGCUCCUGCCCGCCUCCCAUCGGAGCGCUCUCCCGGGUUCCCUCUUGCCAAGACGGGCUGGACUCACAUGGCAGUGGUGGCCUCUUCUGGACCCUGGUCAUGGGAGAGAAUCCCCAGAAGGUGGACAGUGGAGAGAAGGGGAUGAAGAUCCCCACAGAGAGACCAAUCUAAUGAGAAGGGGGAGCCAACAAGAAUAAACUGAAGGCCCCUUGAAUUUAUAUAUAUAUAUAUAUAUAAAUAUCUAUUCCCCACCCCAGCCCGCUCUGUCCUUGCUGUAACUGUUUCUAUCUCUGUGUUUAUAAAACGCAUAAUCCUGGCGAAUUUUUAUUUUCAAUCU